Molecule: messenger RNA, 504 nt
Organism: Staurois parvus
Lineage: Eukaryota; Metazoa; Chordata; Amphibia; Anura; Ranidae
Source: the annotation of a GenBank genome assembly
UGUGUCUCCGGACACAGCGGAUCACCGAUCUACGGAAAGAGCCGAAGAUGCUGGCACGGUCAUGUGCUCAGCUGUGUCCAAUCACAGCUGAUCACAUGGGACAUGUACACUGAUCAUCAGGACACUGAUGAUCAGUGUGUCCUGAUGAUCAGUGUGGCCCCAGAAGUGCCACCUGUCAGUGUCCAUCAGUGCCAGCUGACAGUGCUGAACAGUGCCACUUGCCAGUGCCACAUCAAUGCCACAUACCAGUGCACAUCAAUGCCACAUAUCAGUGCCCAUCUGAGCUGCCUUUCAGUGUCGCCAGUCAGUGCCACCUAUCAGUGCUGCCAGUCAGUGCCACCUAUCAGUGCCAGUCAGUGCCGCCUAUCAGUGCCAUAUAUCAGUGCUGCCUUUCAGUGCCCAUCAGUGAUGCCUGUCAAUGUCCAUCAGUGCCACCUACCAGUGCCUCCUCAUCAGUGCCACCUAUCAGUGUCCAUCAGUGCAGCCUAUCAGUGCCCAUCACUG